AUGGAGAACGAGAUAUCACGCCUCGAAGAUCUUUCGGCGGAAGACUUCGCAUCAGACUGGGUGAACAGGCCCUUCAUUUUGACGAAACCAGUCAAGCAUUGGCCAGUCUACAGAUCAUGGUCCACGGAACGCCUCCAGCAGAAGUACGGGGACGCCGCUUUUCGCGCAGAGUCCGUGGAUUGGCCGCUCAAGACCUAUCUCGAGUACAUGAACAACAGCCAUGACGAGUCGCCCCUCUACCUCUUCGAUCGAGCAUUCGUGGAGAAGAUGGGCUUGACAGUGUCGUCCUCACCAGACGUAAAAGCUGACUACUGGCCGCCUACCUGCUUCGGUUCAGACCUUUUCUCUGUGCUGGGUGAUCACCGACCGGACCAUAGGUGGCUGAUUGUCGGCCCUGAGCGCAGCGGCAGCACGUUUCACAAGGACCCAAAUGCCACAAGUGCUUGGAAUGCGGUGGUUAAAGGCAGCAAGUACUGGAUUAUGUUUCCUUCUUCGUCAUCACUUCCUCCGCCGCCUGGGGUGUAUGUCUCAGAAGACCAAAGCGAGGUCACAAGCCCGCUAAGCAUUGCAGAAUGGUUGCUCGGCUUCCAUGCAGAGGCUAGAGCCACGCCAGGCUGCGUAGAAGGCAUCUGUGGUGAGGGUGAAGUACUGCAUGUGCCCUCCGGCUGGUAUCACCUCGUCCUCAACCUCGAACCCAGCAUCGCAAUCACCCAAAACUUCGUCCCACGGAAACGAGUAGGAGCCGUGCUGCAUUUUCUGCGAGAUCAGAAACAAUCUAUCUCCGGCUUUAGCGAUGAUGUUGAGAAUCCGUAUGGCCUGUUCGCUGAGAAUCUAGCGGCAUCAGAUCCGGAACUGCUUGAGGAAGGGUUGAAGGAACUGGAGCGGCUCACGAAUGUAGCGAAUGGUAAGGGCAAGUGGGAGGCGCUGAAGGAGGAGGAGGAGGGUGGAUUUUCUUUUGGAUUUGGGGGAGAGGAUGAGGAGGACGGUGUGUAG
This is a messenger RNA of Saxophila tyrrhenica, 993 nucleotides long. RefSeq lists its product as uncharacterized. The transcript has 3 exons. Bases 1 to 993 code for a protein of 330 amino acids. The record is from RefSeq and is a predicted model, not a curated record. Gene Ontology annotation, cellular component: nucleus. Lineage: Eukaryota; Fungi; Ascomycota; Dothideomycetes; Mycosphaerellales; Extremaceae. Gene Ontology annotation, molecular function: cis-regulatory region sequence-specific DNA binding.